UCAUAUCAGAUUGGAAAAAAAGUUACUCUGCUGCAUAGUGCUUACAUAGGUAUACCCUUCAUAAGCCGAUGACGAUMAACUGUAAAGGCUAUCCGAUGGUCAAAUCGCUUCGAUAGGCGACGGCGAUGAUAAAAAUUAAUAAAUAUUAUCGUCACUAUCAAUUUAUACAAUAACUCGGCAAGCAGAGCCUUGGCCUUCGGUCGAACCACCGCAGCCGCCGCCAAAGACAGCGGGCCCGACACGUCCGCGUCAAUGCCACUGGCGCGUAGAAAUGUUUACGAAAAUGACGAAAAAACCAAAAACAAAAACGCAUAUCACAAUGUAUAAUAAUAAUAUGCAUGGACGCGUGAUACGAGAACGAAAUAAAAACAACACAACGCCGAUAUAUUGUUAUAAGUACGAAAUGCUGGCACGUAUGUCACGAUAGUGUAGCGUAUAUAAAUAUAACUACAUAAAAAUAUAUAUAAUUGACGGUAACAGGUCCGACAGCGAUCAUAUGAUUAUMUGCAAAUGGUCUGCUGGUCUUUGCGAUAGAGUGUACAACGAUAUAGUAUAGUUAAACGUGGUCUCCUGCACAAUAUACCUUCAUCGCUGUAAGAGCAUCCCACUGCAGCGGUUACCGCACAGUACCACACAAUAUAAGAGAUUGAAGUCGAUUAUUCGUGACGACUUGUUUAUAUUGCACCGCGUAUAUACCCGGUAUCUGGUCGGCCCACAAUGUCCGGUUUCCGUGCGGUGUCGUUGGUGAUGGCCGCCGUGUCCGUGGUAUUCGGCGACGACCAUCGUGUGGCCGGCUCGGACGCGCCGGCGGACGCGGCCGCGUACUCACUGAGCGGCCAGAACAUCGAGUGGCCGUGCACGUCCACCAAGAGCGUUUACACGGACACCGGACGGUACGUGGCCAAGAACGUGAUCGUCACCAGGGCUCAGGUGUGGGGUGACCGGGCAUUCGUGCUCACGCCCAGGUUCCGGUCUGGUGUGCCGUUCACCGUGUCCACUGUCCGGCUGGAAUGCGAGCACAGGUGCUGGCCAGUGCUGGUGCCAUACCCGUGCUGGGCACUGCACGACGAGGGUGACCCGAACGCCAUACAAAACGCCGUCGACGUGUAUCUGGACCCGACUGGAGUGUUGUGGGUGCUCGACAGCGGGUUGGUCAACACCAUGGAACAGCCAGUCCGCCGCACCCAGCCCAGGAUAUUUGCCAUCGACGUCAAAACCGAUAAGGUAGUCAAGCAAAUCGACUUGUCGGGACUGGUGUGCUCAGCCAGUCGGUUAAACUACAUCACGGCCGACUACGGAGAUGACGGAAGGGUAUUUGUGUACGUGUCGGACGCAGCUACGCGGGCGGUGAUCGUGUGGGAGGUGGCGGCGGACCGCGGAUAUCGGGUGGUGUUGCCGAAGGCGAUCACGCACGACUGCACAGGCCGGCGGGACGUGCUUUAUAUCACUCUGGCGAGGGGUUCGUCUGCGGGGGACGGCGCUCUGUAUCUGACGUAUUUGACCAGCAACCGGAUGUACAAGAUCGACGCGUGCAACCUCCGGCAGGGAUGCUCGGAGGGCACCGUCAUCGACCUGGGCCCUAAGCCCGACAAGUUAGUCAUCCUGGGCACGGAUGGUCGGACUACCGUGUACUUCCGGUAUCGGGGCCAGGGUGACAUUUACGCUUGGGACACGCACCGGUCCGACGAUGGCACGUCGUUCGGAUCCGACCGGUUCGAGUUGGUCCGGAAGGCCGAUGACUGCGGCCGGUUGGCCACGCACGUUGCCCCCGACAACCAAGGCGGCGUCCUCUGGAUACUCGAGAGCAAUUUCCCGGACUACAUUUCCGGUGCGGUCGGCUGUCUGGGCACCAACGUCCGCUUGCAGCCCCUUGUCGCCCAGUGUGGCAAUUAAUACGGAUAUAACAGCUAUGGUGAACGGCUUCCAGACUCCAGUCAUCGCCCAUCCAGGUUUUAAUGUUCCGGUGAAACAUUUCACUGCACAGUGAGUGUSUCAUGCGUUUGUUUCUGUAAGAAAUAACAAACACUUCUAUUAUAGGCAUCAUUAGKCAUUCAUUGUUUUGUCAAAGAAAUGUAUCYACAUAACUGUUAUGAUUUAUACUUUUUAUUUUCUGUUGUUUCUCCAAACUCGAAUAAUUUUAAUUUUCGUAUUUCUUCAAAAUCAGCUAAAAAAAAAGUUGAUUUAUGUCAAUGCUAAAUAUGUCAAGAGUUAAAUUAGCGAUUCCUAUAAAGUGUGUUGAAAUAUAGUAGUAUAAGUCGUUGAGUUUAUUUAAUAUUAAUGGAAGAUAAGCGGUAGACGCCAUCUGUAAAUAUUAUACACAUAUGAUACGGAACAUAUUUGAACUUUGAAGUUUUGUUGAGGUAUUGAUAUCCUUGUAAAUAAUAUAAAUAAAGCACGUGUCGCAUAAUAUCCUUGUAAAUAGCAUAAAUUAGGCACGUGCCGCAUAUUAUAUCAUUAAAUGUUUUAGUAUAGUAUUUAUCA
Messenger RNA from Diuraphis noxia (Russian wheat aphid), 2481 nucleotides. RefSeq names its product protein yellow-like. Gene Ontology annotation, cellular component: extracellular region. Lineage: Eukaryota; Metazoa; Arthropoda; Insecta; Hemiptera; Aphididae. The record is from RefSeq and is a predicted model, not a curated record.